AAAUCAACUUUAAAUCAAGCCAUAGAAGAAGGGAAAAGAAAAAGAAAAAGGGCCAAAAAAAAAAAUCUCCAGCUGAAGUAGCUUUUCCUCGAAGUUGGGGUUAUUCAUGGCUGCUAAGCCAUGGGAUCGCCGGGAAAAUGUAGCUGGUAGCGGCUAUACUAAGCAGAGAUCAGGUCCUCCAUCUCAUUUCUUCAAGAUUAUAUAUCCCUCCAUCCUUGCAGACCAAAAACUGGAAAUCCCAUCAAAGUUUGUAAAGAAAUUUGGCGAUGAAUUGUCUGAAGUUGCUACCGUCACGGUUUCCAAUGGUCGCACUUGGCAACUGGGUUUGAAGAAAGCUGAGAGGGCAAUUUUGUUUGUUGAUGGUUGGCAAGAAUUUGUGGAAUACCACUCCAUAGAUUCUGGCUACUUUUUAUUAUUUGGAUACCAAGGGUUUUCGAAAUUCAAUGUCUGCAUAUUUGAUAAGACUGCUACUGAGAUUGAUUACCCAUGCCAUGGCAGAAGCAGUAACAAGCAAUAUUCAGAAAAUGUUGAGCAGGUAGUUGCAGAUGAUGAUCAUGAUGAAAUCUCAGAGCAAUAUACAGAUCAACAAGAUGGUGGUAGAAAAAGGAAGAAGCUUGACAAAAGAGUUACUUCUCUGAAGUGCAAAGCAGCUAAAAGGAGCAAAAAUUGUGAACUUGAAGGGCAGGCAGAACAAGUAGGAUUAGGUGAUGCAAAUAGAACCACGAGAGGCAAAAUGAAGAUUGAAAACGGAACUCAUUGCUCACACGAUUUGUCAGCAAAUGACGAAGAUGAAGAGGAACUCAUGAUCAUUAGCAAAUCUUUCUAUCGUUGUAGAAGAAAGCCUGUGAUGUCCAAGGAAACUGAGAGGGCAUUCCAUGCUGCCAGAACUUGCAAGCACACACAUCCUUGUUUCUUGGUUCUGCUGCGCAAGCGCAACGUUGCCUGCUCUUUUGUAGAUGUGCCUGGGGAAUUUGUGAUGAAAUACAUGCGAAGUUGUUCGGAAUUCAUAAACAUUCAGUCAAUAAAUGGUAAGCAAUGGCAAAUGAAAUGCAGAUUCAGAAAUGGUAGGAGCUUGGUUAAGAGAAUAAGCGGAGGGUGGAGUGCAUUUAAGAAUGAAUUCAAUUUGAAAGAAGGUGAUAUCUGUGUAUUUGAGCUGAUCAAGCAAAAGGGUACUCUGCUGAGGGCUUCAAUAUACCAUGCUGCUGAUUAUGCAGACCCAGUAAAGAAACGGUUGAAGAAGUAAAUUUAAACUUGUUUCUUAACUUUUGAAACUUGAAGAUGUUCUAUAUGUGGAAGGGAUUAAGUGAUUAACAAACUGGAUAACCAGCCAUAAAUGUCUUUUUGGGUGUUUUUCUUUACUGAUAUGGCCCACCCAAAUAGGACCUGGCAUAAUACUCUUUGAUCUUAAUGGAUGUAUGUUGAUGGUUUAA
Molecule: messenger RNA, 1430 nt
Organism: Ziziphus jujuba (common jujube)
Lineage: Eukaryota; Viridiplantae; Streptophyta; Magnoliopsida; Rosales; Rhamnaceae
Product: B3 domain-containing transcription factor VRN1
Exons: 3
Coding region: 107-1243 (378 amino acids)
Molecular function (GO): DNA binding
Source: RefSeq, a predicted model, not a curated record